Bicyclus anynana (squinting bush brown) is the source of this 3027-nucleotide messenger RNA. RefSeq names its product L-threonine ammonia-lyase. Lineage: Eukaryota; Metazoa; Arthropoda; Insecta; Lepidoptera; Nymphalidae. The coding region runs from base 1296 to 2447 and encodes 383 amino acids. Gene Ontology annotation, biological process: L-threonine catabolic process; L-serine catabolic process. The record is from RefSeq and is a predicted model, not a curated record. The transcript has 9 exons. Gene Ontology annotation, molecular function: L-serine ammonia-lyase activity; threonine deaminase activity.
AGAGAUGAUAUAUUGUAAUUAUUUUAAUAGGAGUUAAAAAACCUUCAGCUGUACACUCUCUAUUAGUGUAUUACUCAUUUCAGUAGACUCAACAUUUCACAUGGUAGCAUAAAUCUAUUUUCCUCUGUGCGAGGCAGUAAUGUGAGCAAGGUGUAGAUAUUUUGAUACAUUUCUUUGUCAACAUGAGUACUUUCAUACUUUUUCAAAUAAUUUGAAUUGUUUUAAAAGUACAGUUAAUUAAUCUUAUAAAAUCUGAUAUCCAAACUGAUUUCAUACUCCUAUAGAACUUCAUAAAAUGUGGAUAAAAUUAGGUAGGUAACUUAGUUCCUUAGCUCCAUAGAAUUAUUAGAUGCUUGUACCGACUCGUAAAUCUAUGCUUAGCUCCAUUUAGCUCAGACUUGGAUCAGAUGAAUGUCGAAGUUAUGUCACUUAUGUUCUCUGUCUAUGCUUUUAUAUUUCUUGAUUAUUUCUGUUGAAAAAUUUAAAAAAUAAUCAAUCAAAAAUGAUUUUAUGAAUGUCAAAAUAAGUGAUACACACUGAGUAUACUGAAAUAAUCAUGUAAAUUUAUUGUAGCUUCAGACUGAAUUAAACAUUAAUGCAAAGUGAAAAAAAGAAAAUCUAAAUAAUUCUAGUAAAUAAUGGUAAGUUAUAGCAUUUAGGUUCUUAAAGUGUGUUGUGUAUACAGCUACUUAUAACAUAAAAAUUUUAAUAAAAAAAAUUCAACCGACUUCCAACUCAAAGAUUAACCUAAACUAAAAAGGAAAAAAUAACAUCUUACCUAUGUGCUACCUUCUGAUCAGUUUGAAGGCGGUGCCAAGCCAGUGAUGUUUUAAUUAAAGCCGUUUCUGAAAGAACCACAGAAAUUUUGUAAUUUAAACGGCUUGAUGUUGAAGAUGUUAUUUUUUCGUUUUUAGUUUAGGUUAAUCUUUGAGUUGGAAGUCAGUUAAAAAUGUAGUGCAUUAAAAACUCUUAAUUUUUGAAGGAUGAUCAAGACUUGAUAUCUGGGAAGCCCCACAUACUAUCCUUUAAUGAAAUUAAGCAAGCAGCUGAAAGAAUUGAAGAUGGGAUUAUACACACUCCUCUUUGUGUAAGCAUAGUCUGACAAGUUCGUUGAUAACACUCCCAUGAUAUGCGGGUGACGGCCGGAAAGACUGCGCUGGUGUGAAAUCGUGCGUGCGAGGAAGUGACGUGCAUCAGUCUUGCGUUUUUCAUUCAUCGCUACACGCCCCUGCCCCGCAAAUAACAUCGGGAGUGUUACGAAUGAAGUUGCCGAGGAAGCAAAAUUAAGCAAAUACAUGGAUUAUAAGAUUUAUUUAAAAUGUGAUAAUUUACAAUACACAGGCAGUUGUGCCGAACGUGGAAUACGGAAUGCGUUCAUCGCUCAGCACGAUGAAAUGUCGCAAAGAGGAGUCAUAGUGCCUUCCAGUGGAAAUAUGGCUCUCGGUGCUGCGUACCACGGCUGUGCUCUGAACAUACCGGUUACUGUGGUGCUGCCGGAACGCUGCCCGCCGUCGCAGACGCAGCGCUGCGCGGAGCUGGGCGCCGAUGUGGUGCUCUAUGGGGACACCCUGGAGGACACCGUCAGUUACACCAAGAAAGUCAAUCGUGAUGGAAAACAUAUUUUAUUGAGUUCCGACGACCCCCUGGUGAUGGCGGGCCUGGGCACAGUGGGCGUGGAGAUCAUAACGCAGCUGCCGGAGGCUGACGCGGUCAUCGUGCCGGUGUCUGCAGGCGCACUGCUCGCUGCCACGCUCGUCGCCUGCAAGAAGCUCAAGUGCACGUGUCUCGUUUAUGGAGCAGAGAGCGCGAAGGUGCCGACUAUGAUGAAGGCCCUACAGGCGGGUCACCCGCUGCCGGUGCCCGUGGUCCCCAACAUAGCGCAGGGACUCAGCGCCUCGGUCGUCGGGCAGAACGCCUUCGCUACUAUCAAAGGACGAUUGGAUAGAAUGCUAGUAGUCGACGAGGCGUACAUCGCCAAGGCCGUGAUCAAUGUACUGGAGCGCGAGCGUCUGGUGGCGGACGGCGCCGGCGUGUGCGCGCUAGCGGCCGUCAUGCAGGGGCUCGUACCGGAACUGAGAGGAAAGCGCGCGGUUUGCAUAAUCAGCGGCGGCAACAUAGACUCCAACCGAUUGUCGCGCACGAUCCAACGCGGGCUCGGCGUCAGCGGCCGCCUCCUGCGCUUCGCGGUGGCGGUGCCCGACCACUGCAAGGGGCUGGAGGUCCUCGCCAGGGUCAUUGCGGAGGAGCGCGCCGUGUUGAAGAGCUUGAUCACUGAACAGAUGUGGGUGCACACUGAUAUCGGGACCACUUGGGCUAACGUUGUGGUCGAAACAGGUAACGAAGAACAUGCAGCGAGUUUCAAGGAUCACCUGCGAGACCUUUAUCCAACCGUUAGAUUUGCGAUACUAGAAAUUGACGACAAACACAAAAAUAGUGGUGUGCAUUAGAAACAUACCAUGUUAUUAAAAUUGAAACCACCACCUCUACUUUGACCAUUAAAUGUAUGAAAGACCUCCAUAACUCAAUAUUAUUGUAUAGUCCUAUACAUGCAGCAUAAUAAUAUAAAUUACUUCUCUACCUUGUUUUUCACUGACAAUUAUUAUGAUGCUUGGCAGUACAAAUACAAAGUAGAGUAACAGCUGCAAGCUGCAGAGAUAGUGUCAGCAUAAUCUACAUCAUCAUCAAUAGCUGAUCAACAUCCACUGCUGGAUAUAGGCCUCUUGCAUCAACUUCUAAACAAGUCUCAAGCUAGCACCAUCCAACGGCUCCCUGCAACCUCGUAUGUCUUCGGUCCACUUAAUGGGGGUCAACCAACACUUUGCUUUCCGCUGAGGGGUUACCAUUCCAUAAUCUACUCAUAUACACUAUUGUAAUAAUGUAUAGUCAAUUGUCAACAUUGUUUAGUUGAGUAUUUGAUCAGACUAUAUGAAUUGAACUAUUGAGAUCAUUACUAGUAAAUAGUUUUUAAAAUUACUUGAAGUGACUUAAAAUAUGUAUAAAUUGUUAAAUAAAAAGGCAAAAAUUUGG